Aricia agestis (brown argus) is the source of this 649-nucleotide messenger RNA. Its product is annotated as ATP synthase subunit d, mitochondrial-like. Gene Ontology annotation, biological process: proton motive force-driven ATP synthesis. Gene Ontology annotation, molecular function: proton transmembrane transporter activity. Bases 86 to 619 code for a protein of 177 amino acids. The transcript has 3 exons. The record is from RefSeq and is a predicted model, not a curated record. NCBI's taxonomy places the organism in Eukaryota, Metazoa, Arthropoda, Insecta, Lepidoptera, Lycaenidae.
GGUACCUUAUUUUGCUAGUCGUACCUAUACAGCGGUUAUUUUCAGCUUUUUUUAGUGUCGAUUACCAUUUAAAACCUGAGUAGUAAUGGCAAAACAAAUUAUAAAGCCAUAUUUUUCAAACUGGGCAAAUAUGGAAAAGCUGGUGCCAACUGAACAGAAGUCCAAAUAUCUAGCUUUCAGAUCCAGAUACGAAACAUAUUUACGACGAGUACGAUCUCUUCCUGAGAGUCCCCCGAAAAUCGACUGGGAACGCUACAAGAAGCUGUUGCCCGAUGAGAACAUCGUGAACAAGAUGAAGUCCUCAUACGAGGCGUUCCAGGUGCCCUUCCCGGAGGACACGCAGACGCGUCUCAUCGAAGAACAAUGGACAAAUCUGGAGCCGGAGAUAAAGGCGUUCUGUGAGGACAUACAAAAGGACAUCGACGAGGCACAAAAGGAGCUCGCUCGUAUCAAGACGUUGCCGAAUUUCAGUGACAUGACAAUGGAGAUGUUUGGCGACUCUUACCCGGACUUGGCCCUGGACUCCGUGAACAAGCCAACCUUUUGGCCUCACACCCCCCAGGACCAGCUGGGAUAUAAAAUAACAGAGGCAGAACUCUAUAGCCAAGACGACAAAUAAGAUGAUGUGUAGUGGAUUUUCAUAGGGAGA